GGCCCUGGAUGGUGGGCAUGAGGAGAGGCAGGCUGGUGCCUCCUGCUUCUGUGGCCCCCACAUUUCUACCCCGAGCCCCACCUACCUCCCACUCCCAGGCCCUGCGCCUGAGCCUGGAGGGCCGGCCCUGCUGGCGACGGUCCUUAAACUCUGCAGGCCUCGUGAAGCUGGGCAUUCACUGUGUCACGUGCCAGAAGGUGGCCAUCAAAAUCGUCAAUCGGGAGAAGCUCAGCGAGUCUGUGCUGAUGAAGGUGGAGCGGGAGAUCGCCAUCCUGAAGCUCAUCGAACACCCCCACGUCCUCAAGCUGCACGACGUUUAUGAAAACAAAAAAUAUUUAUACCUGGUGCUAGAACAUGUGUCUGGUGGGGAGCUCUUUGACUACCUGGUCAAGAAGGGGAGGCUGACCCCCAAAGAGGCCCGCAAGUUCUUCCGGCAGAUCAUCUCCGCGCUGGAUUUCUGCCACAGCCACUCCAUCUGCCACAGGGAUCUGAAACCAGAAAAUCUCCUGCUGGACGAGAAGAACAACAUCCGGAUCGCGGACUUCGGCAUGGCGUCCCUGCAGGUGGGGGACAGCCUCCUGGAGACCAGCUGCGGGUCCCCCCACUAUGCCUGCCCCGAGGUGAUCCGGGGAGAAAAGUACGACGGGCGCAAGGCGGACGUGUGGAGUUGCGGGGUGAUCCUGUUCGCCUUGCUGGUGGGGGCGCUGCCCUUCGACGAUGACAACCUGCGGCAGCUGCUGGAGAAGGUGAAGCGGGGAGUGUUCCACAUGCCGCACUUCAUCCCGCCGGACUGCCAGAGCCUGCUGCGCGGUAUGAUCGAAGUGGAUGCGGCGCGGCGCCUCACGCUAGAGCACAUUCAGAAACACAUAUGGUAUAUAGGGGGCAAGAACGAGCCUGAGCCAGAGCAGCCCAUCCCCCGAAAGGUGCAGAUCCGCUCCCUGCCCAGCCUGGAGGACAUUGACCCCGAUGUGCUAGACAGCAUGCACUCGCUGGGCUGCUUCCGAGACCGCAACAAGCUGCUGCAGGACCUGCUGUCUGAGGAGGAAAACCAGGAGAAGAUGAUCUAUUUCCUCCUCCUAGACCGGAAAGAAAGGUAUCCCAGCCACGAGGAUGAGGACCUGCCCCCCAGGAACGAAAUAGGUACAAAGUCCCAGGGAAGCCUGGCCCCACACCAGCCCUGCCAGAUGCAGCAGGCUGCCCGGCCUGACCCCUGUCGGCGGCCUGAACGCAAGUCCAUGGAGGUACUCAGUGUGACAGACGGCGGCUCUCCGGUGCCUGCUCGGCGGGCCAUCGAGAUGGCCCAGCACAGCCAGAGGUCCCGAUCCAUCAGCGGCGCUUCCUCAGGCCUCUCCACCAGCCCACUCAGCAGUCCCCGGGUGACCCCUCACCCCUCUCCAAGGGGCAGUCCCCUCCCUACCCCCAAGGGGACGCCAGUGCACACGCCCAAGGAAAGCCCAGCUGGCACACCCAACCCCACACCGCCAUCCAGCCCCAGCGUUGGAGGGGUGCCCUGGAGGACAAGGCUCAACUCCAUCAAGAACAGCUUCCUGGGGUCACCUCGCUUCCACCGCCGGAAACUGCAGGUCCCAACGCCAGAGGAGAUGUCCAACCUGACCCCGGAGUCCUCCCCAGAGCUGGCCAAGAAGUCCUGGUUCGGGAACUUCAUCAGCCUCGAGAAGGAGGAGCAGAUCUUCCUGGUCAUCAAGGACAAGCCCCUGAGCUCCAUCAAAGCCGACAUCGUUCAUGCCUUCCUGUCGAUUCCCAGCCUCAGCCACAGCGUCAUCUCCCAGACCAGCUUUCGGGCCGAGUACAAGGCGACAGGGGGCCCGGCAGUGUUCCAGAAGCCUGUCAAGUUCCAGGUGGAUAUCACCUACAGCGAGGGUGGGGCGGCCCAGAAGGAGAACGGCAUCUACUCUGUCACAUUCACGCUUCUAUCAGGCCCAAGCCGCCGCUUCAAGAGGGUCGUGGAGACCAUUCAGACACAGCUACUGAGCACACACGACCAGCCCUCCACCCAGCACUUGUCAGAACCCUCCCCGCCAGCGCCAGGACUAAGCUGGGGUGCUGGGCUUAAAGGCCAGAAGGUGGCCACCAGCUACGAGAGUAGCCUCUGACGCUGGCAGGAAUUAUCCCGAAAAGUUAACAUGUCACCUCCACGAGGCCGUCCUCUGGGCUCCGCGCCGGACACCGGCCCGCUGAAGGCAGCUG
Molecule: messenger RNA, 2208 nt
Organism: Myotis davidii
Lineage: Eukaryota; Metazoa; Chordata; Mammalia; Chiroptera; Vespertilionidae
Product: serine/threonine-protein kinase BRSK2
Exons: 20
Coding region: 9-2114 (701 amino acids)
Biological process (GO): intracellular signal transduction; protein phosphorylation; microtubule cytoskeleton organization
Cellular component (GO): cytoplasm
Molecular function (GO): protein serine/threonine kinase activity; ATP binding; tau-protein kinase activity
Source: RefSeq, a predicted model, not a curated record